AUGAAUGUGAAUGCGUUCAAGGAGGACCAUGAAACCCCGUUGAUUACCACAAACUCGUACCGGUCGCAGAGCCCCAUUGCCGACAAGGAAGACCGGCCGAGGCGAGGUUGCCUGCAAAGAUGGCGCUAUGGGUGGAAGAUCACCCUUUCCCUGGCAUCAGCGUCCUGUGUCGUCGUUCUCGCCUUCAAUCUGGGCUUCCUAUCAUGGGCUGUUGCUCGUCAUCGCGUCCACGGUGACCAGGGAGUUCUUUACGAGGGGGAAUGCGACCAUGUACGGCAUCUAAGCACGGGGAUUCAUUUACUCAUUAACAUCCUGGGGACGAUUCUCCUGGGGGCUAGUAAUUAUUGCAUGCAAUGCCUGUGCGCGCCCACGAGGAGGGACAUCGACAAGGCGCAUGCAAAGGGCAACUGGCUGGACGUGGGUGUCCCCAGUUUUCGAAACCUGUUCUACGUGUCUAGAUUGCGGUCAUUUAUGUGGAUAGUCCUGGUUCUCUCAUCGUUCCCUCUGCAUCUUGUCUACAACUCCACCAUCUUCUCUACCACAGCCGCAUAUUCGUAUAUGAUAUUCGCCGGUCCCGACCCUACUAGGCAAAGCGGCCAGCCGAAUAUUACGGCUAAUGGCUUUUCUGAUGAGGUACAGGCUAACCUUAGACAAUUAUACAACAAUGCACGGAAUGGGUCCAGUGAAUAUGAACAUAUGGACAGCUCCGAAUGCAUCAACGCCUACGCAACAACUUAUCAAACAAAAUAUGGCGACGUGCUCCUCAUUCCUCCAACUGACAACGGCACCAAUCAAUAUGCCGUAGUCGAUAGCCAGAGUGUAUUCGAUCCCCCCUCGUAUAUCCCUGGUCCAUCCCUCAAGGACGAUCCAUUCCAGUGGCUAUGCCCCGCAGGUCCGAACAAGUCUUGCAGCUCCUAUGUACCGAGUCUCCAGUCACAGGCUGACGAGGGCAACUGGGUUGUCCAUGUGAAUUCUGGUGACUACCGCGCGAAUUCCUGCCUCGUCCGGAAAGUCCCUGAGCUCUGCAAGUUGCAGUACUCUUUAGCCCUCACAAUAACUGUGAUUGUUGCGAAUGUUAUAAAGGGUGCCAUUAUGCUCUAUAUGGCCAUCACGUCUGCAGAGCCGCCCAUGCUGACCACGGGCGAUGCUGUUUCUUCCUUUCUACACCAGCCGGACAACGUCACCCAGCGCAGAUGCUUGAUUACCCAGAAGCAGUUCCGAAUCUACCAUCACUAUCCUUUACACGGGAAGAAUAUUUUCGAUAAGCCCCUUGCGUACAGUGCAAAGCCAAAGCGAUGGUACACUGUAGUGUCGUUGCCUAGAUGGAUGAUGAUUUCUUUAAUGUGGGCCAUUUCUGCCUUUGCAUUCAGCAGUCUGCUUAUAAUUGGGGUGCGAAGCGAUGGAGGUGCAGCUUGGGCUGCGGAGUUUGGAGCCAUCAACGCCCAAGCCCUAAUCAGAGACGGGGACUGGCCCACGUCUAUCGUCGCCAACACGAUCAUAGCGAACAUUCCGCAACUCAUGUUCUCAGCCCUCUACUUCGCCUUUAACAGUGUUCUGACCUCCAUGGCCUCUGCAGCAGAAUGGAGCAGGUUCUGCCUCGCACGCAGGGGACUCCGCGUAUCCUGGAAUCCACAGGGUAGCCAGCGAAGCAGCUACUUCCUCUCUCUACCAUAUCGCUACGCUGUUCCCCUAAUGAGCUGCUCUGCUCUCCUGCACUGGCUCAUCUCGCAGAGCCUCUUCCUGGUGGGGAUCGACGCUUAUAGAGUAGGGUUUGGCCGCACGCCAGAGCGCGAUGUCAUGACUUGUGGAUAUACCCCUCGUGCAAUUAUAUCCGGCAUCGCCAUCGGUAUCUUCAUGUUUAUCUGCCUUGUUGUUGUGGGUUGCAAGAAGCUUGCGUCUGGCAUGCCCGUUGCGGGGAGCUGUACUUUUGCAAUUAGUGCCGCGUGCCAUCCGACCUAUAAUCCUAAUAACGAGGAGAGCAAACCCGCGGAUCCGCUGGAGGGAAUCGAAUUCAUGCCUCUGAAAUGGGGCGCUGUCCCGGUUGAUGGGCCAAUGGGUCAUUGUGCAUUCUCUGAGAAGACGGUCGAGAUGCCUCAAGACAGGAAUCUGUAUCAAUAG
Molecule: messenger RNA, 2118 nt
Organism: Aspergillus puulaauensis
Lineage: Eukaryota; Fungi; Ascomycota; Eurotiomycetes; Eurotiales; Aspergillaceae
Exons: 4
Coding region: 1-2118 (705 amino acids)
Source: RefSeq, a predicted model, not a curated record